Molecule: messenger RNA, 4726 nt
Organism: Anneissia japonica
Lineage: Eukaryota; Metazoa; Echinodermata; Crinoidea; Comatulida; Comatulidae
Product: lipopolysaccharide-responsive and beige-like anchor protein
Exons: 16
Coding region: 1-2076 (691 amino acids)
Biological process (GO): intracellular protein localization
Cellular component (GO): membrane; cytosol
Molecular function (GO): protein kinase binding
Source: RefSeq, a predicted model, not a curated record
AUGUGGAUCUUAUUGUUUUUACAGAUUCUAGCCUACUCUGAAGGUCUGCAUGGCCGAUGGCACUUCAACGAUGUGCGAGCAAUAUUUUCAAGGAGAUAUCUUCUACAAAACACGGCUUUGGAAAUUUUCCUAUCCAACCGAACGUCCGUGAUGUUCAACUUGGCGAACAAAGCAACAGUGAAGAAAGUUGUCGCUGCUCUACCGAGAGUUGGCGUUGGUCUCAAGUAUGCCAUUCCACCCUCAAGACGAGUUUCGCUGGCAAGCUCAAAGCAGCUGUUCAAGGCAUCAACAAUGACGCAAGCUUGGCAGAGGAGAGAGAUCUCUAACUUUGAGUACAUUAUGUACCUCAAUACCAUUGCAGGACGAACUUACAAUGAUAUCAACCAAUAUCCUAUUUUCCCUUGGGUGCUCACUAACUACGAAUCCAAUGAAUUAGAUUUGACACUACCAAGCAACUUCAGAGAUCUAUCUAAGCCUAUUGGUGCAUUGAAUCCUAGUCGGAAAGCUUUCUUCCAGGAGCGUUAUGAGACUUGGGAGGAUGAUAAAAUCCCUCCGUUUCAUUAUGGAACCCAUUACUCCACUUCUGCAUUCACCUUGGGUUGGCUUAUCAGAAUUGAACCCUUCACCACCUUCUUCCUCAAUCUUCAAGGGGGUAAAUUUGACCAUGCAACAAGAACGUUCUCAUCGGUAGCAACUGCCUGGAAGAACUGUCAGAGAGACACAUCAGAUGUCAAGGAACUUAUUCCAGAAUUUUAUUAUCUACCGGACAUGUUUGUGAAUGAGAACAAGUUUAAUUUUGGAAAGCUAGAAGACGGCAGUCUGGUUGAUGAUGUUUUCUUGCCUCCAUGGGCAAAAUCUCCGGAGGAUUUCAUUAGAAUAAAUAAACUGGCUUUGGAAUCUGAGUUUGUAUCAUGUCAACUACAUCAGUGGAUUGACCUGAUCUUCGGUUACAAGCAACGAGGACCCGAAGCUGUCCGAGCUACGAAUGUAUUCUACUACUUGACGUAUGAAGAUAGUGUCAAUCUCGACUCCAUUGAGGAUCCAGUUAUGCGUGAGGCUAUUGAAAAUCAAAUAAGAUCAUUUGGACAGACAAAUUCUCAUGAAUAUAUUUUCUUUUCUGAUCCCGCAGGUGCAUCAGGAGCUCCGGGAUUCUCCAUGGAAGCCUCCAAAAACCUGUUGAUAGACAUGGAUCCACUUAUCCUGUCCCAAAAUGGAAUGCAUCGUCGUCAGAUCACCGAUAACAUUGAUCCUGAUAUCAAGAAGAAACCUCAUUGCUAUGUGGUGACUGCUGACAACCGUUUCAUUAUGGCCUGUGGCUUUUGGGACAAGAGUUUCAGAAUCUAUGUAGCAGACUCAAGUAAAGUGAGUCAAGUGGUGUAUGGUCACUGGGAUGUUGUGACAUGCUUGGUCCGGUCCGAAUGUCCAGUCAGCGGUGAUUGCUACAUAGUGUCUGGCUCAAGAGAUGCAACUCUGCUAGUGUGGCAUUGGAGUGCUAAGUUACAGUGGGUCCUGGGUGACUCUCACACUCAUGGAGAAGUUGCCACACCGAGGUCAAUCCUCACUGGUCAUGACACAGAGGUGACCUGUGCUGCUGUUUGUACUGAGCUUGGUUUAGUUGCUAGUGGAUCCAAAGGAGGAACUUGCUUAUUACACACAGUAACCGGUGACCUACUUCGAACCUUGACACCUCCAACUGAGUGCAGUUCCCCACGACUUGCUUCAAUGGCUGCAGAGACUGGAGUGAUCCUGAUAGCUUAUGAUCGUGGACAGAUCUGUGCUUUUACAAUCAAUGGGAAAUACCUUGAAAUGGCAACAGUGUCUAGCACCAUUAACGCUUUGAGAAUGAAGUCGGAAGGUGAUUAUUUCAUUACCGGAGGAGAGGGUAAAGUGGUCCAAGUUUGGAGAACUCAUGAUCUUCAACUGAUGUAUACGUUUCCCCUUUGUGAUGCGUCCAUCCUCGCCUUAGAUAUUGCACAUGGUCAAAGAACAAUCAUUGCUGGUAUGGCGACUGGAAGUAUUGUUGCGUUCCGAAUCAAUUUUCACAAGUGGCACCAUGAAUAUCGAGAAGCUUAUUAAACCGACUCAACCUGAAGACUUGGAGUGCUGUUUUGGACAAAUAUGGAAACACAGACUAAAUUGACUCCAUGUUGGGAAUCUGUAGAUAGAGUGUGAAAGAAUUUAGCUGAAGAGGUCAAAACGAAACUGGGUUCUUAAAACUCACCAAUCUGCAACAGAUAUCCCUGCAAGAAAUGCAAAAACAAUCUUGAGUUGGGAUUUUCCACUCUAGAGAAUUGUUUUUGCUAAUAUUUACCAUUUUAAAAGACAACCAUUAACAAAAUAAAGCCUUUGCUGCCUGAGAAAACGAAUCUAAGCUAUCAUUGACAACAUGAUCUCAGCUGUCUUUGACAAAAUGUAUUUUAACAAUAUCUCCCUUGAUAUAAAAAUUAUCAAAUUGUCAAUAUUUAGAAUGUAAUAUAGUAUAUAACUAUUUGGACCAAGAUUAUUUUUCCAAAUUCAGACCAGCAAGAUGAGGCCAAUAGAUUAUUACAUAGAAUAAAGAAAAAACAAUUAGUAAAAGUAAACAUUUAUUAUUAUUAACAUUAUUAUUAAUAUUAAUAUUUAUUGUUAUUAUUAAUAUGUUUGAUAUUGAUACAUUUUUAUAGUUUUAUUAUCAGAUAUAAAAACAUAAUAUUUAUUAACAUUAAGUGAUAUUAUUGCUAUUGUUGUAGAAAUUAUUAUUUAUUUCUUUUUUAUUGCGGAUAUUAUUGUGAAGGUUUUUUUAAUGUGAGAGUAUAACAUUGUUUUCAACAGAGAGCAAUUAGGUUUAAGUAGUUAAACAAGAUUUGAUACGUUGUUUGGUUGCCAUCAAGUUUUGAUUAUUGUGCAAAGUAAUUAUAGUGAAUUGAAUGGUGUAAAAUUGUGGUGCACCGUAGAAGAAAGACGAAAAUGCAUUUGACCUUUAACCUUUGUUUUUCUGGAAACUCCCAACUUUGUUUUAACAUUUACAGUCUUUUUUAUGAAUGCAAUUUAUUGAUCAAUUGUCCCUGAUUAAUUCUUAAAAUGUCACAAACAAAAUGAUUUGUGAAUAGUUUUCUAAUGGUGUUGAUGAAUACAUAGGUACAACAUAUGGGUUUCACAUUAAUUUUGGGGUUAUAGUGGUUUUGUUUUUUUUUUUAAGAUAGCUUUGAAAAUUUCCUUCAUUUUCAUCUUUUCUAAUAGUUGUUAUAAUUUUCAAUAUUAUUUUUUUCCUUUACACCAUAAAUGGACUAAUGAAUUUUAAAUGAGAGACAAAUUUUCAUACCUGACAAGUCCACGCAUAGAGGGUGCUAGAGAGGUAUUUGAUGCAGACAUUAUAUUAUUGCCUUUUUAAACUCUUUAAGUUGAAACGUAUCUAAAGUUGUUAGGACUCGCAUUUAUAUUCUGAGCUUCGUAAAAUAUUGUUAUUCAAUAGCUUCAGCUGUAGAUUAGUUGCGGCAAUUUUUUUUUUUUUUGUUAACUUAAAAAAGUGGUUGAAAAAUAAUUUUAUACCAAUAUAUGUUUCUUGAUGUUAUAAUUCUAAUAUUUUGUACAUGUAAGACAUGUACGUAUGUAUGUGUAUAUAUAAUUAUUGGUCUAUUGCAUCUUUUUGUAUAUAAAGCGUGAAAAGGCCACAUAAACAUGCAAUACGAAUGAAUGAAAACAAGCUGAUAAUAUUUAGAGAGCAUAAAUGUAGCGCCCUCGUCGUUCUGUUUCACUUGUGUUCGUGGCAAAUUUGGUUGGUACUUCUGCCUCCUUUAGUGUAGUCAAUGUUUUAUUUUCUUUUAAUGACGUUCUUGAUUAAUACUUUUUGUGCGAUAAUGCAAGCAUCACCUUGAUCUUUAGGAUAAGUGUUAAUUCAAUAAAUUGUCAUUAAAACCUUAACUAUGUAUAAUAUUCAAUGUUUAUCAUGUCAUUCUGCUAAUCCAAGAGUUUGUAUUUUGUAUUUCUUAAGCAGUGGUCUACCGCAUAUUUCAAUCAGGCUCACUUGAUCAAUGGACCAUUCCACUAUAAUGGACCAUUCCACUAUGCCCCGCCCCCUGGAUAUUGUUGCUAAGGUCACACAUGAACAUGCAUUUGUUGGACAACAUGUGUGCAUGUUGGAAACGCGCGUAUUCCUGGCAUUGUUCUGAUUGGUCAGUUGUUAAUUUUGAUUGACACUUCGGAAAGGUCCAUUAUCUCUUGCAUGUAAAUUGCAUUCUGUCAACGCGUAAUCCAUCUCAAGAGUGGUCCUGCACGUAUACAGUGUGAUGAUCCAUAAUGUAGGCCUAUAGAGGGCAGUCUGCAUGCUGCACUCAAUUAUCGCAAGGUGUAGAUUUUUUUGCAUACUCAACUGGCAUAAAACUUUAAAUCAUGUUAUCACAUCAUUAACUCAAUGAUUAUAUAUGUGUUGUUUCAUGUUAAAUUAUUGCAUAAAUACACCAAACAGGUUUUUUUUUUUCUCCCCUGUUGAUUCAAAGCCAUAAAUUAGAAAUUAGAUUCCUGAAAUACUGUCAUGGUCAAAUGCACUUAAUUACUUGUUCAUCUUUUUAUCCUACUUUCUCACAAAAUCCUGGUAACCUUUCUAUACGCAGUGCUUGAACUUGGGAUUUUGCCUUGCUAUAUUUAUUUUCAUUGUACACACUAUAUUAUUGUACUGUAGUAAUUAUAGACGACCAGUGAGAGUCGAUAAGUUAGAAAAACAAGGAUUAAUAAAUGGGAAACAAUGAAA